CAGUACGCAAUGAAAGGAGACGAUUUUGAGGAUGAGAAAAUUUUUAUGAUUGAACAAUAUUUAACAAACAAAAUUAACUUAUUUAUGCUUAAAGCUCUAAGGAAGCUUCCCAAUUAGUCAAUAGUGUACAACGUGGGCAUUAUCCAACUUCAGUGAUGGUUUGGUGGGGUGUUACGAAGGAAUGACUGAAUCAUAUUUUUGUGAAAACGGUGUCAAAACAUCGGCACAAGUGUAUCAAGAGACCAUUCUUGAGAAGCAAGACUUGGCUCCAGGUCAUAAAGCUCGGUCCACCCAAUCUUGGUUGGAAACCAACGUUUUGGACUUCAGAGCUGAAGACUGGUCGUCAUCUAGUUCCGAUCUUAAUCUUCUGGACUAUGAUUUAUGGUCAGUUUUAGAGAAUAUGGCUUGCUCUAAAUGCCAUUAUAAUUUGGGGUUCCUAAAACAAUCCAUACAAUUGGCAGUGAAGAAUUUUCCCAUGGAGAGUGUGUGCUUCUAUUGAUAACUCGCCUCAAUGUUUAAAGAACUGUAUUGCAGACAAUAAAGACCACUACUAAUAAACUUUAUAUAUUUUUAA
This is a messenger RNA of Melitaea cinxia (Glanville fritillary), 574 nucleotides long. RefSeq lists its product as uncharacterized. Lineage: Eukaryota; Metazoa; Arthropoda; Insecta; Lepidoptera; Nymphalidae. Gene Ontology annotation, molecular function: nucleic acid binding. The transcript has 2 exons. The coding region runs from base 182 to 499 and encodes 105 amino acids. The record is from RefSeq and is a predicted model, not a curated record.